UUGCGAGGCGCUGUGUGCGCUCGGGGAGGGACACCCCGACACCCCCCGCCCCGGAUCCGAGGGCCCCUGUCGCCUCUGUCUCCGCGCCGGACCGGUGCUCUGUCUUUAUCUAUACUCAAGUGGCACAAAAUGCCCUUCAAUGGCGAGAAGCAGUGUGUUGGCGAGGACCAGCCAAGCGAUUCAGACUCUUCGAGGUUUUCCGAAAGCAUGGCUUCGCUCAGUGACUAUGAGUACUCCAGACAGAGCUUUACAAGCGACUCCUCCAGCAAAUCCAGCUCUCCUGCUUCAACAAGCCCUCCCAGGGUUGUCACAUUUGAUGAAGUGAUGUCUGCAGCAAGGAAUUUAUCAAACAUGACUCUUGCUCAUGAAAUUGCUGUAAAUGAGAACUUCCAAUUGAAACAAGAUGCUAUUCCAGAGAAUAGCUUGGCUGGACGAGUGAAGCACAUUGUUCAUCAGGCCUUCUGGGAUGUCUUGGAAUCAGAACUAAAGGCUGAGCCUCCCGAGUAUGAACAUGCCAUCAAACUGUUUGAAGAAAUCAGAGAGAUUCUUCUCUCUUUUCUGGCUCCUGGUGGCAACCGGCUUCGCAACCAGAUCUGUGAAGUUUUGGACACAGACCUCAUUCGACAGCAAGCUGAGCACAAUGCUGUCGACAUCCAAGGCCUGGCCAACUAUGUCAUCAGUACGAUGGGGAAGCUGUGUGCUCCUGUGCGUGAUAACGACAUCAGAGAGAUAAAGGCUACUGGCAACAUCGUGGAGGUGCUGAGACAAAUAUUCCAUGUCCUAGACCUCAUGAAGAUGGACAUGGCCAAUUUUACAAUUAGGAGUAUUAGACCACACCUUCAACGCCAGUUGGUGGAAUAUGAGAGAACCAAGUUCCAGGAAAUUCUAGAAGAAACUCCAAGUGCUCUUGAUCAGACUGCGGAAUGGAUAAAAGAAUCUGUGAAUGAAGAAUUACUUUCUCUUUCCGAGACUGCUUUAACUCCUGGGACUGAAAAUGGCUCCAAGCCAAGCCUGAGCCCUACAUUGGUGCUAAAUAACAGUUACUUGAAACUGUUACAGUGGGAUUAUCAGAAAAAAGAAUUACCAGAGACACUCAUGACAGAUGGAACACGUCUUCAGGAACUGACAGAAAAGCUGAAUCAAUUGAAAAUUAUUGCCUGCCUGUCUCUAAUUACCAACAACAUGGUGGGUGCUAUUACAGAAGGCCUGCCUGAGCUUACAAACAGGUUAAAAAGGAUUUCAGCUGUUCUACUGGAAGGCAUGAACAAAGAAACCUUUAACUUGAAGGAAGUCCUGAAUUCUGUUGGUGUUCAAACAUGUGUUGAGAUUAACAAGACCUUGGUGGAGAGAGGUUUACCCACAUUAAACGCGGAGGUUCAAGCUAAUCUUGUAGGUCAGUUUUCAAGUGUUGAAGAGGAGGACAAUCCUAUCCGGUCCCUGAUCGAUAAACGAAUCCAGCUAUAUAUGAAAAGCCUGCUUUGUCUUCCAAGCCCUCAAAAAUGCAUGCCUCCCAUGAGGCCUCACUUCAUUUAGCAGGAGCUAGAAACACUGGGCUCUCAGUAUGCAAACAUUGUGAAUCUCAACAAACAAGUGUAUGGACCAUUCUAUGCAAACAUAUUGCGAAAGCUGCUCUUCAGCGAGGAAGCCAUGGGAAAGGUGGCUGCUUCACCUCCUACCAACUAAAGGGGACCUGACACUGGAUAGGAGAUUGGAAAUCCAGCACUGUGGUACCAAGUCCAUUUCCACCGAUGGCAUCCUAGCUGCAGCUCGUCUUCAGUGCUGUCCGUGGUGCAGCGUUAGCCUGACUCCGUGUUACCCAGUAGCAUUACAGAAGACACGCACAUCACAUAGGCCCUAUUUCUACGUCAUUUUCAAGUUUAAAAUAGACAUUUUUAACGAACAGAAAGCAAUUUGUAAUUAAUUAUAUUACCUACGUAAUACUUAUAAAUGUUUUCUUAAGCAUUUGUACUUGGCUUAUUUAUUCAACCCAUAAGGAGUUGUUUUCCUUACUUGUCACUAUCAAAUCUAAUGAUUUUUAACAUGGGUACAACUUCUUAUAGGGUUGAAAGUUGUGAGAAUAACCAAGGGAAUCGAUGUUCUGAAUAAAUGAUACAAAUUAUAUUUAAAGUGUACCAUUACAUUUUAUUAAUAUGUAAUAGAACAUACAUAGUAAGUCUUCAAAUUCUACAAAUGUUUCAAGUCACAUUUUACAAUGCCAGUUGUCAGUAUUUAUUUAGAAUUUCGAUUUAUUAAGUGCAUUUUAAUGCUGUCUACAACUUUUAGAUAAAAACUCCUCUGUUCCCUUAGUGAAAAUAGAACCAAAUCCCUUCUAAAAUUUUAUUCUAUAGGUUGGUUUCUUCUUACAAAUUAUCCUGGUCUCUGAGAAAAACAAUUUUUGCACAAAUUUCUUAGUGAAGUCUUUGCAUUUCUCAGGCCAUUGAUAUGAUUUAUGUAAGAUUUUAGUAUUUUUACGUAAGGCAGGACCGGUUUGAAUUGGUUUACUUGUGAUGAGAGGAAGAGCCAUUAACAAUAAAAUGAGAUCUUGUUCUCUGUCAAGUUCACAUCAGAAAAAGAAAUCAUUAAACUUUGGAUUCCUCAGCCAUGUAAUUUAACUAGCAAAUGCCGAUUCAAUCUUUACCCUGCUAAGAUGCUCUUCUGUCUCGUUAUCAUUUGCCAUUCUUGAGCAUUAAAUCCAACUUUGCAAAGCUGGACACCAGUUGUCAUUGGAAUGUUAGGGAAAUGUGCUGUCCUGGAAUUGCAGACUCCUUCUGGAGUGUUGAAGGAAGCACUACGGUCAGGGAGUAUUUGGUCUAGACAGUGCUGUAUUUAUAUUAAAUACAUUUUUUGAUUAUUUUGUUUUCUAAGGACUCAUUGAACCUUCAUCACUUGGGGAGAAGUGGGUAGGAAGUAGAGGAUCAUUUCUUUCCCAAGCCCCUUUUCCUCCCCACAACCCCCAUCACCAUGAUGUUACUUUUAUAAAGUUCCAGAAAGUGAUUGUUUGGCUAAAUUAUCUCCAGUCUUUGCAUUUGGGAGCGUCUGCCGGAAUUUGAGGGCGUUCUGAGUGUCAGUCUGUCUUUCACACAGCCCCGCACAUAACGCAGCAUUCUGUCCAUUUAGGCAACUGUGUGUAAGUGCAAUUUUACUAAAGACCACAUCAUUCGUCUUACUCAUUUUUUCCCUCUUCCUGUGAUCUCAUUUUAUCCACAUUUUCCUAUGCUUAGAAACCAUAAGGUGCUGAAGACUUUUUUUUUUUUCGUUUUCCCUUAAACUGUAGUAGUUUUCAACUGUACUCAUGAAAGCUAAUAUAUAGGGGAGUUUUAUAUUGCUUUUUGAGGUGAACUGCAUACCUAGCAGGUAGUGUACUUUUUAACUAUCAGAUUGGAAUCCAGCUGAUACUCUUUUAUAUACUUGAUUAUAUUGUAGUUUUUAGCAGGAAAACAAUGUGCAAACAUUUUUAAAAAUGCAUUUAAAAUGAAGGGCAUUCUGCUUUUUUUUUUUUUUUAAGUAGCAAAGUAAAUCACAGUGUCUCAACUCUGGAUUUAAGCAACUACAUUUAUUAGGAUUUUAAAAAUCAUAUCCCUUAGCAUGUUGCUUAUUUGGUUUUUACUUACAUGUUUACUUCUACUUUUGAGGUUUUCCUAAUAUGGUCUUGUUUUGUAAUGCAAAUAUUAAACGCCAUACAUAUAUUUUCAUUCUGCUGAAACAUGUAUUGUGUGCACUCACUAAGUUUUAAAACAUUAAAAGUUAUUUCAUGAUA
Messenger RNA from Tupaia belangeri chinensis (Chinese tree shrew), 3757 nucleotides. RefSeq names its product t-complex 11 like 2 (gene TCP11L2). Bases 130 to 1533 code for a protein of 467 amino acids. The record is from RefSeq and is a predicted model, not a curated record. Gene Ontology annotation, biological process: signal transduction. Lineage: Eukaryota; Metazoa; Chordata; Mammalia; Scandentia; Tupaiidae. The transcript has 10 exons.